UAAACGAAGCGAACAGAAUGCCAGCCGAUUAAAAUGGAAAUGAAGGAAUAUUUUUCGUAUUAAGUAUUUCGAAACUUAGCGAUUUUUUGAGUCGUUACAAGGAAGAUAGAAAACGUCGGAAGAUUAGCGGACAAAGCCUUAUAAAUCAGAUGAACAAAGAUUUGGGUUUGAACUUAAAUUAUCAAGGCAUUUCAAUGGAUAGCGCCUUCAAUUUUCCUGUUUUUUCUCCACCUUCGGCGCAUCCGACUAUCAAGGAUGAACCAGCCGCUUUAGAAAUGCCUACAAGUACAGCGGCAAUUGGCCAACAGUUUGAUACAUACCGCAACGCGUAUCAAUUAUCGCCGUUAUCGCAGAUGUCGCCAUUAUCACCACAAAAUCGCAAUGCUACGCCAUCACCGAUCUCACCGGCCACCAACGGCGCAAAUACAGAGCAAUUGUGCUCUUUGCUGCAGGGCAGCACUCUUCAGACUGCCACAAAUUGCCAAAUGCAUGAAGUUGUAUUUAAUCAACAAGAAAAUCUAGGAUUUGGCUAUGAGGCUUCCAGUGUCAAUUUCAGUGCCUAUAACAACAAUAGUAGCACAAGCUACACAACUACAAAUAGUUACCUUGGUACUAUAAGGAAUACCACCAGUGGAGGGUGCUUUGAGCGCAUUAAUAAUGUCAGCGCAUGCGCUCCAGCGGCUUACAAUGCGCCGAUCGUCCAAGUGCCACAGGUACAACAUCCGAAUCCGAUUUCUGAGAAGGAACGGAUCGAAAGAAUCAAAAUGGAUCUCAUGCAAACACCAAUGACGUUAAUGCAAACGCCUCCACAGGCAACAACAGUUUCGCCUCCUCCUCUACAGAAUGGUUGGCUUGAAAAUGCCAAUAUUGGGUUCUUUCAAUAAACUCGAGAGAUACUAUGGUGGUAAUUUCUAUAUAAAGAACAUCGACACAUUUUUUUGUUAGUUUUUAAACUUAUCGAACAAAUAUUUAAACAUUUUUUGUACCUAAACUUAUACAAUUUAGAUAGUUAUUUUUCUGUAUAAGCGUAAAUAUUUGUAUUGAUGUUCUUAGAAAAUAAGAUUUUCAAAUUAAUAAGUAAGUAAUGCAUAUUUUUGCCAAUAUGUAUCGUUAAAAUUUAUAUGGCACAUACUCUUAUGUAUAAGCAACAUAUGUACAUACACGUGUAUAAAUAUAUGUAUAUAGAUUUGUUUACAUUGUGAUAAAUAUGUACAAACAUCA
This is a messenger RNA of Rhagoletis pomonella (apple maggot), 1221 nucleotides long. RefSeq lists its product as uncharacterized. The record is from RefSeq and is a predicted model, not a curated record. Lineage: Eukaryota; Metazoa; Arthropoda; Insecta; Diptera; Tephritidae. The coding region runs from base 150 to 884 and encodes 244 amino acids. The transcript has 4 exons.